This is a messenger RNA of Ilyonectria robusta, 1561 nucleotides long. RefSeq names its product homogentisate-dioxygenase. The transcript is spliced from 2 exons. Gene Ontology annotation, biological process: L-phenylalanine catabolic process. Gene Ontology annotation, molecular function: homogentisate 1,2-dioxygenase activity. Gene Ontology annotation, cellular component: cytoplasm. NCBI's taxonomy places the organism in Eukaryota, Fungi, Ascomycota, Sordariomycetes, Hypocreales, Nectriaceae. The record is from RefSeq and is a predicted model, not a curated record. Bases 77 to 1432 code for a protein of 451 amino acids.
AUAUGAGUUGUCUGGAAGAAUCCCAUAUUAAUACAUUUUUGUUGUUGUUCUUCAUCUUGCUACCCACUCUUUAGCCAUGCCUCCAUCCGUGUUUCCAGUCGCUGAAAAAUACCAGUACCAAAACGGUUUUGGUUGUUAUCAUGAGAGUGAAGCUAUUCCGGGAGCGCUCCCCGUAGCCGCCAACUCGCCACAGAAGCCCCCGUACGGCCUCUACGCCGAAAAGUUCUCGGGCACUGCUUUCACAGCUCCGAGACACUCCAAUCUUCAGUCGUGGCUGUACCGCAUCUUGCCGGCCGCUGCGCAUCGCCCGUUCGAACUGUCCAAGACGCAGCCCUCGGGUCAUUCACUACAAGGCAGUGUACCGCAGUUCACGCAGGUCCCGAAUCAGCUGCGAUGGGAUCCCUUUGACAUCGCCGACGACGCUGAUUUCGUCACCGGGCUGCGGCUUGUUGCUGGAGCUGGCGAUCCUGCCGUUAAGUCUGGUUUGGCCAUCUACGUGUACGGCGCCGGCCGCAAUAUGAAUACCCAACAAGCGUUUUACUCGGCCGAUGGGGAUUUUCUCAUCGUCGCCCAGCAUGGCGCACUGGAUAUCCAAACGGAGUUUGGAAAGCUCCUUGUACGACCUGGCGAGAUUGCCGUGAUCCCUCGAGGAAUCCGCUACAGGGUUGAGUUGGUGGAGGGCCCUAGCCGUGGCUACAUUCUGGAGCUCUUCGAGGGGCACUUCCAGCUUCCUGAGCUGGGCCCUAUCGGAUCUAAUUGUCUGGCGAAUGCGCGAGACUUCCAAGCGCCGGUGGCUGCGUACGAGGAUAACGAGACCGAGUGGCGCAUCACAGCCAAGUUUGGCAACAGGCUCUUCGAUGCCGCGCAGGAUCAUAGUCCGUUUGACGUAGUAGCGUGGCAUGGCAACUAUUAUCCCUACAAAUACGACCUCGGGAGAUUCAACACAGUCGGCAGCAUCAGCUACGACCACCCGGACCCAAGCAUUUUCACUGUACUCACAGCUCCAAGCCCAAUUGCAGGUACAGCAGUCGCCGACUUUGUCAUCUUCCCGCCGCGGUGGCUGGUCGCCGAAAACACGUUCCGUCCGCCGUGGUACCACCGCAACACCAUGUCAGAGUUCAUGGGCCUGAUCUCCGGCGACUAUGAUGCCAAGGCCGCAGGAAAGGGCGGCUUCCAGCCCGGCGGCGCGUCGCUGCACAAUGUCAUGGGUGCUCACGGGCCGGACUCGCAGACGUUCGAAAAGGCGAGCAACGCCGAGUUGGUGCCGCAAAAGGUUGGAAGCGGAAGCAUGGCGUUUAUGUUUGAGAGUUCGUUGAUGCUGGGUGUUACUGAGUGGUCACUCAACAGGUGCCAGAAAGUGCAGGAGCUGUAUAACGAGCACAGCUGGGGGCAGCUCAAGAGAAGAUUUUCGCCACCUGGUUUGUCAUUGUAGGUAUCGAGAAUAAUCCGAGACGCUAGAGUUAUUAUUGUCGUGUUGGAUGGUCUGAGAUGCCAUGCGGGUGCUAUCUCGGAAUGAUUCAAGAAGUUAUCCUUUGAUCCAAGCAGCCAUCAACGAAAUGAG